AUGAAGCUCAAGGUUGUUUAUGGUGACAAAAUCUUUUGUGCGGACCUUGAAGUCGAUUCUACCGUUUUAGAACUCAAACAACUCCUUGCAGAAAAUGUUGCCUUGCCGGUCGAGAAUCAACAACUAGAUUUUGAUGACAUUAUUUUGUCUAAUCACACUCCAUUGAAACAUUAUAAAAUCGAUCCUGACUCUUGGAUCCUUCUCCGAGAUUUGUAUGAAAUCUUUUUCGAAACAAACACUCAAGAUGGACGUGGGAUCCGAAGGUUUAGACUAUUAGUCCAUCAGAAUAAUAAGUUGAAGGAGUUGAAGAAUAUGCUUCAUCUGAGACAUGGUUUUGUCAUUGAAGAUAAUAUGACACUAAGAGUAGAGUGCCCCUUCGGUCAUAUUUACGCUGAUAAUGACAAUAGGGAAAUUUUCGAGUAUCAAAUUUUCACUGGCAUUACCAUGCACCUAAUCAAGAUUGUUUAUGUUAAUGCAAAGGAGUAUGAUAUGCUGGUUGGAGAUGAUGAAACCGUUUUGGAAAUCAAAAAUCGAAUCUAUUCUUUGUUUGGCAAAGAAAUUCCUGUGGAGAAACAACAACUAGAGUUUAAUGAUCUAGUGAUGCAAGAUGAAAAUACAAUGCAAUGCUAUGAAAUUGAUAAUUAUGAUAAAAUCAUAGUCCGAAAGAUGUAUGGUAUUAGUGUCUUUCGUCCCUUAAACCUAUUAAGUGGACUGUCCAAUCAACGGUAUGGACUAAUUGUUCAUAAGGAUUAUACUGUUAGGGACUUGAAACUGAUGCUUCAUAGACAGUAUGGCUUUGACUUUACAAGAAUCCAACUCAUACUGCCAAAUCUUUCCGAUAAUUAUCUUAUGGAUAGUGUUAAAAUUGAGGAUUAUGGCAUUGUUGCUGGAAGUACUGUAACCAUGCAGGUGAGGAUUGCUUUCAAUGAUACAGAGUACAACGUGGUGCUUGCAGAUAAUGCAACCGUUUUGGCCCUCAAAUAUCGACUUCAUGAUAUGUUUAGCCUCCCGACAUCGGCACAAGAGCUAGAGUUUAAUGGAUUUAUUCUUGAAGAUCUUGAAACAACAUUGGAAAGUUACCAUAUUGCAAAUAAUGCUAAAAUAAUUCUUCGAGAGAUAUUUGUUAUUUCAGUGCAUGUGGUACAGCUAGUUGAAGAUGGAAAACCCGACCCCAACGAACAAUUUCCUAUACCGGUCCAUAAGGAAUAUACCAUUGGGCACUUGAAGGAGAUACUUUCUGUAAGGUAUGGCUUGGACUUUUCAAAUAUGAAAAUAGGACUCUCCAAAAUGUGGAAUACUGAUCUUGAUGAUUGUACUCAAAUUGGGGCUUACAAUCUUCGUGAUAGAAGUAGAUUAUAUGCUUUUAAAAUGUAUUAA
Molecule: messenger RNA, 1377 nt
Organism: Dovyalis caffra
Lineage: Eukaryota; Viridiplantae; Streptophyta; Magnoliopsida; Malpighiales; Salicaceae
Source: the annotation of a GenBank genome assembly